UAUCUGCUUUAGAUUCUUUUCAACCAAGUUGUAGAUCCAUGGCAGAAGCAAUUCCAUAUGGAACGGUCAGUAACAUCUUGUCCAAGUUGGUGUGGCUUGCUGGGCAAGAGCUUGGCUUUAUUUUCGGGCUGAAUACUGAUCUGGAGAAGCUUCAAGAGACUCUCAGCACCAUAAACGCCGUCCUUCGUGAUGCUGAGGAGAAACAGGAGAGCAACCAUGCCGUGGACAACUGGAUAAUUCGGCUGCAAGAUGUUGUCUUUGAUGCAGAGGACUUGCUGGACGAAUUUGACUAUGCGAUCCUGCGCCAGAAGGUGCGUCCUCGGGGACAGAUGGAAGUGCUCCCGGAUGCAAUAGUCAAAUUGCACAAGUUGCAAACUCUAUUACUCUAUGAUUGCAGGAAGCUUAAAGAGUUACCAAGAGAUAUACGACAAUUGAUUAGUUUGGAAUAUCUCAAUAUUGAUCAGUGCAAUGGACUACAGUACUUGCCAAAAGGGUUAGGGGAAUUGACUUCGCUACAAACAUUGCAUAGAUUUAUUGUGAAUAGUUUCUCAACUGCAGCCACGUUGAAUGAGUUGAGGGACCUAGAUGACCUUGGAAACUACUUAAGCAUUGAAAACUUAGAUGAUGUGAAGAAUGUGGAAUUAGAAUCUAUGGAGGCAAAUUUAAAGACAAAGAAGCGGCUUCAGUCUUUGAAAUUAGAUUGGUGGACCUAUCCACGAGGGGACGAUAAAAAGGACGAGUUGUUGUUGGAUAAUCUUCAGCCACAUCCUAAUUUGAAAAAGCUGGAGUUACAAUUGCCAACACCUGCCACCCUUGCAUCAUCUUUCAUCUCUCCAGUGUCUUAUUCUUGA
This is a messenger RNA of Theobroma cacao (cacao), 851 nucleotides long. The record is from RefSeq and is a predicted model, not a curated record. NCBI's taxonomy places the organism in Eukaryota, Viridiplantae, Streptophyta, Magnoliopsida, Malvales, Malvaceae.